AUGGAAGUUGGUUUCCAACAAUCCUGGUCAGAUUAUUCUUUAUUUACAAGAAAUCAUAAAGGUCACUUUACCGUUCCAUUGGUAUAUGUUGAUGAUAUCAUUCUAGCAGGAAGCCAUCUUGAUGAUAUAACAGGUGUGAAAAGUUAUUUAUCUGAUAGAUUCAAGCUGAGAGAUAUGGGAGUAUUGAAAUACUUUCUUGGCAUAGAAGUUGCUCGUUCCAAGCAGGGAAUUGUUCUAAGCCAACGAAAAUAUGCAUUGGAGAUACUAGAAGAUUCAGGUUUUCUUGGAGCUAAGCCUACUACUUUUCAUGUCGAGUAUAAUAGCACUCUCACACGAGGAGAAGGAAAACUAAUGUCUGAUCCAUCACAGUAUCGACGAUUGGUAGGAAGGCUAAUAUAUCUCACCAUCACAAGACCAGACAUUGUGUAUGAGGUUCAAAUUCUCAAUCAAUUCAUGGACAAGCCAAGAGAACCACAUUUAGAAGCUGCACACAAGGUGCUUCGGUAUCUAAAACAAACGCCGGGGCAGGGUCUACUUCUACCAUCCAGAGGAAAACUACAAUUAAGGGCCUAUUGUGAUGCAGAUUAG
Fragaria vesca subsp. vesca is the source of this 588-nucleotide messenger RNA. RefSeq lists its product as uncharacterized. NCBI's taxonomy places the organism in Eukaryota, Viridiplantae, Streptophyta, Magnoliopsida, Rosales, Rosaceae. The record is from RefSeq and is a predicted model, not a curated record. The coding region runs from base 1 to 588 and encodes 195 amino acids. The transcript has a single exon.